AUAUUUAACACAGAUUAUAAAAAUCAUAAUCACCACUGUAGUACCAAUAAAAAUAUAGCUUGUAAUAAUUUUAAAAAUAGCUAUAACCCGAAUAUAAACUAUAAUAAUAAUAAUAAUAAUAAUAAUAAUAAUAAUAAUAAUAAUAUUAAUAAUAAUAAUAAUAGUAGUAGUAAUUUUAAAAAAACUUUAAACAAUAAUAUUAACCCAAACUCUAAUAAAUAUUCUAGUAUUACAUCAUCAACAUCACUAUCAACAACUACAACUACAACAACAACUACGACAAAAACAUCAAAUUAUUUGAACUCCUUGAAUUUCAUAUCCGAGACCCAACCAUACCUGUUGUAUAAAACAAUUUUGUUGGCAAAAAGAUUAUUUGGUGGUAUUACUGAUUACAUGUUUCCUCCAAAAGACGAAAUUCUAUAUGAAACUGAUCCCUAUUACUUUUAUCAGGAUGAUACUCAAUCAAAUGAUAGUAAUGAAUUUUAUGACGAUCCUGAUUUGGGUAGCGAUAUAGAUGAAGCAAAUAUAAAUAAUUCAAACAAUAAUAUAUAUAUGAAUCAUCACCAACAAAUAACCUCAACCUCAACCUCAACUUCAACUUCAACCUCAACUUCAACAUCAACCAACAAUAACAAUAAUUUUAAUAGUAAUAGUAACAGUAGUAAUAUUAAUCAACUAAACCAAAAUAUGAAAACUAUUAAUAAUAAUAAUAGUGCUAGUAUUAUCGUUAGAAAUGUAAAUAGUAAUAACCGUAACAACAAUAAUAGUAGUCCAACCAAUAGCAGAAACAACAAUAGAAUUAAUGAUGGCGCAUCCAUUAAUAAUCAAAUACCAUUUAAAAAGAAACCUGCUCAAAAUCCCGCACCAUUUUUUAGAAAUUCACCUACAAAUGACUAUUACGAUCAAAUAUCUUGUGAAAAUACUAAUAAUAACAAUAACGAUAACAUUAUAACUAAUAGCAAUGUAAAUAAUAUAAAAAAAUCAACAAAGGCAAUAUAUAAUAAUAAUAAUAUAGAUCAAUGGAGAUCACAACAUUUAAACGAGCCAAGUUUUGAACAAACUCAAUUACAGCAACAAAUUCAAACCCAAGAGCAAAUGAUUCAAGAGGAAAAACAAAUAAAACAACAACAACAAUAUCAACUUUUACAAAAGCAAAGACAAGAACAAGAGUUACAACAAUAUCAACAAAAAAAUGCUCAAAAAUUAAUUCAACAAAAACAACAAUUACAACUUCAACAACAACAACAACAAUCCCAACAACAACAACAACAAUCCCAACAACUACAGAAACAACAACAAUCCCAACAACCAAUAAAUAAUGUUGACGAUUUUAUGACAAAGUUCGAAAGUGAAACCCAAAGUGACGAGCAUAGCCAAGAUAACUCAUUCGAAAAAAGAGAAUCAUUCCAUAGAAACAAUAUUAUAUUUACAUCAUUCAAUUAUAUUUGCUCUUUGGUAUUAAAUGGAUCAAAAAUUAACUCAACUGAAAAAUAUAAAGCAAAAUUAAUCAUUGGUUUUUGUUUUACAAUUUUAAGCUUUAUACCCUCAUGGAUAAUAUUUUUUUGGUUAUCAGGUAUAAAUAAACCAGCUGUAAUGGCUGUAAUUGCAAUUCCAAUGUCUUUUUCAUCACUAGUUAUUUUAAAGAAAACUGGAUCAAUACAUUAUCCAUGCCAUAUUUUAUGUUUUACUUUAUGCUUUGCCCUAACAAUUAACUCAUAUUAUACUGGUGGACAUCAAAGUACAAUUAGAUUACUAAUGAGUACCGUACCAAUUAUAUCUGCUUUAGUUUUAGGUAGAAGAGCAUCAAUCCAAUGGUCAUUAAUGGUUUUAUUAAUAUAUCUUUCAUUUUUUGUUGCAAAUUUAUACGGCCACGAAUAUGUACAAGGAAUACCAUCGAUUAUUAUUAGAAGUCAUAUGAAUUUUAUCAUCGAUGUUACAAUUAUCAUUAUGACUUUAAUAUUCACCCUCUGCUAUCAAUAUUUUAUCGAUGAAGCCCAUAGAGAAACUAAACUAAAAAAUGCUCAGUUAACAAUUGCAAAGGAUGCCGCUAUUGAAGCAUAUCAAGCAAGACAAGAGUUUUUGGCCACAAUGAGCCACGAAAUUCGUACCCCUCUUAAUGGUUUAAUUGGUAUGGCUACUCUUUUAAGAGACUCUCAUAACCUACCACCAGAAGAAAAAACCAUGGCUAAAGCUGUUAAAUCUUGUGGUGAUAUCCUUUUAAGAUUAGUAAAUGAUAUCUUGGAUCUUUCAAAGUUAGAAGCUAAUCAAAUGGGUCUCGAACAUAUUCCAUUCAAAAUGAGAGAACUCACCCAACAAAUUUGCCAUGUUCUUUCUGGACAGGCCAACGAAAAAGGUAUUCAACUAGCAUGUGAAGUUUCCGAUAAAAUACCGGCCACUCUUGUAGGUGAUAGCGGCAGAAUUUUGCAAAUCCUUAUGAAUUUAACCGGUAAUGCUCUUAAAUUUACUCAAAGCGGUUAUGUAAAGAUCAUUGUUGAUCUCAUUGAAGAAGAAUCUGAACUUGUAUCAUCAAGAAAAGGCGAAUAUAAUAUCUCAUUUAGAAUUAAAGAUACAGGUAUUGGUGUACCAGUUGAAAGUCACCAAAAGAUUUUCGAAGCAUUCGUUCAAGCUGAUCCAUCCGAUAGUAGAAAGUAUGGCGGCAGUGGCCUUGGUUUAUAUUUAUGUGCUAAAUUAGUAAAGCUUAUGAAAGGUGAGAUCGGUGUAUAUAACAAUCCAGAUUGUGAAGGUUCAACUUUUUGGUUUAUUAUUCCACUUGAGGAAGGUACCGACUCAAUGCAAUCCACAUGUAAUACACGUCAUAAUGUUUUCCCACCCGAUUGUAUUAAAGUUUUAAUCGCCGAAGAUAAUAUAAUUAACCAAAGAGUAGCAGUUAAAUUUUUAGAGAAAAUUGGUAUUAAAGCUGACGUUGCUGGAAAUGGUAAUGAAGUAUUGGAAAUAUUAGAAAAACAACAUUACGAUCUAAUUUUUAUGGAUUUCCAAAUGCCAAUUUUAGAUGGUCUCAGAUGCUCAAAGACAAUUAGAGAGUACGAAAGAAAUGAUAAAUGGAGCAGACACAAGCCUUCCAUUUUUAUUUGUGGUUUAACUGCCAAUACAAUGUCAACAGAUAAGAAAAGAUGUUUCGAUCAUGGUAUGAAUCAUUUUAUAUCAAAACCUUUCCAACUUGAACAGUUAAGAUCCGCUAUUGAAAUGGCCUUAGAUCAUAUGAAAAGAUACUCAUAAGAAUAUAACUAGUGCUAUUAAACCACUUUCAAAAUUAAUAUUUUGGUAUCAAGCACAAGAAAAAAAAAAAAAAGAAAGAAAAACAUAUUGUUUUAUCUUAAUCUGUUUUAAACUUUUUUCUAUGUUUAUACUAUCCUGUAUAUAUAUGUAAUAUACCCUUUAAAAAAAAAUAAUAAAAAAAAUUAAAAAAUUAAAAAAUU
Dictyostelium purpureum is the source of this 3437-nucleotide messenger RNA. RefSeq lists its product as uncharacterized. Gene Ontology annotation, biological process: phosphorylation; phosphorelay signal transduction system. Lineage: Eukaryota; Evosea; Eumycetozoa; Dictyosteliales; Dictyosteliaceae. Bases 394 to 3237 code for a protein of 947 amino acids. Gene Ontology annotation, molecular function: phosphorelay sensor kinase activity. The transcript has 3 exons. The record is from RefSeq and is a predicted model, not a curated record.